AUGAACGAAAAUUUAUUCUCCUCUUUCAUUACCCCCUCAACCAUAGGAUUGCCCGUUGUAAUUAUUAUUAUUAUAUUCCCAAUUAUUCUAUUUCCUACCCCCACCCGCCUUAUCAACAACCGCCUCAUCGCCAUUCAACAAUGACUAGUCCAACUUAUUUUAAAACAAAUAAUACUAAUUCAUAACCCUAAGGGUCGAACCUGAUCCCUUAUACUAAUCUCUCUAAUUAUAUUUAUUGGCUCAACUAACCUCCUAGGCCUCCUCCCACACUCUUUCACCCCAACUACACAACUAUCCAUAAAUCUCGGCAUAGCCGUCCCCCUAUGAGCUGGUGCAGUUAUUAUGGGCUUCCGUUAUAAAACCAAAGCCUCACUAGCACAUUUUCUACCCCAAGGAACUCCCCUUCCACUCAUCCCUAUACUCGUAAUUAUCGAAACGAUUAGCCUGUUUAUUCAACCCAUAGCCCUCGCUGUACGACUCACUGCCAACAUCACUGCAGGCCACCUCCUUAUGCACCUAAUCGGCGGUGCUACACUAGCCCUUACUUCUAUUAGCCCCGCAACCGCCACAAUUACAUUCAUCAUCCUUCUCCUACUAACCGGCUUAGAAUUCGCUGUAGCACUAAUCCAAGCCUAUGUCUUCACGCUUCUCGUAAGCCUCUACUUACAUGACAAUACUUA
This is a messenger RNA of Ochotona curzoniae (black-lipped pika), 680 nucleotides long. The record is from the annotation of a RefSeq genome assembly. NCBI's taxonomy places the organism in Eukaryota, Metazoa, Chordata, Mammalia, Lagomorpha, Ochotonidae.